Messenger RNA from Lucilia cuprina (Australian sheep blowfly), 2326 nucleotides. RefSeq names its product chorion transcription factor Cf2 (gene Cf2). Bases 348 to 1817 code for a protein of 489 amino acids. Gene Ontology annotation, molecular function: DNA-binding transcription factor activity; RNA polymerase II cis-regulatory region sequence-specific DNA binding. The record is from RefSeq and is a predicted model, not a curated record. Gene Ontology annotation, biological process: regulation of transcription by RNA polymerase II. Lineage: Eukaryota; Metazoa; Arthropoda; Insecta; Diptera; Calliphoridae. The transcript is spliced from 4 exons.
ACCAAAUGCAACCAUGUAUUUUUUUAUUGAAUAUAGAAUAAUAGAAUUGUAGUACUAUUUGCAUAUUUAUUGAAAAGUGAAUUUAAUAAGAAUUUUGUGAAAAAUCCCAAUUGGUUUGCGUUGUGAUUUUUAUUUAUUUAACCAAAUAGCGCCAAAGACAUGAAGUAAAGUGUUUAAAUUAAAUGUAAAUAGCUCAAAUAUUAUUUUGGGUUCUAAACUCAAGGCCCAUAAUACUAACAACGCACUAACAGCUGCGCCUAGCAUACGCUUCUGUUUAAAGCGCUCGAGUUAAAAACAAGACAAAACUAUACAAAAACUCAAAAAUUUUGUGUGUAAGUUGAGACGUCAUGCUAAAAUCUCCUUCCAAUGCCCAGGAAAUACGCUUACCACGCCCCGAGCAUAGUCGAGCCCAGUCGCCCGCCACCAUGGACGCACUGAAGACAUCUUUUUUGCCCAACCUAAGCAUGGAUCCCGCCAUUGUAGCCACCUCACACUUUUGUCCAAUGUGUGGCCAACAAUUCGAAGGACCCCAACAGGCCACCGAACAUAUGCAUCUGUGUCAUGGCGGUCUUAGUGUCGUAGCUGGUGUGGGUGGUGGUAGCAUAUUAUUGGCGCCACAUCAUGUUGCCAGUAGUGUAACGGAUUCAAUGAAAAUUGAUUUUCCCUGCCACAGUUGUGACGAUAAAUUCUCGUCGGAGCAGGAUCUAGACGAUCAUCAUCGACUGGUGCAUCAGACGCCAGCAUUUUUGGCCCGUUGUCCGGCGUGCAGCUUUUAUGGCAUCUCGGCUGCUGCCCUGCAGGAAGCCAACGAAUACAAGUGUCUACAUUGUGGUUCAGUGUGUACAGCCUCCGCUUUAGCAGCUAGUCAACCCGGCUAUGAGCCGCAAACACCCGAUAAUAUGCCAUCGAUGGCGCCGCAAGAUAUGAAAUUGCCAAAUCACGACCUGGUCCAGCGGCAAUAUCAACAGCAAGUAGCUUUGGCCCAACAGCAGCAACAACAACAACAACAGCAACAACAACAGCAGCAACAACAACAACAACAACAACAGCAAACCCACCAGCAGGAUGACAACAGACAUGAAGAUGUCGAAUUAAAGGUACCGCCUCUGACAGUAAAACUGAAUAAGAGUGUAAAUGGUACAGCAACUGUGAUGCACCCGCAUGUGAUAAUCAAAACAGAACCGACCAAUGGGGAUGGCACCGAUGGUUCACCUACCUCGGUGCCCGUCUACACCAUCCAGCAAACUUCGGCUGCGGCGACUAGCGUAGUUGUUAGUGCCGCCCAUGCCGCUGCUGCCGUCCUAACCAACAGUGGCGUUAUUAAUAAUACGAAUUCGACCACUACAACUACAGUGGUGGGCGGAGUGAAUAAAGUGCGCCACAAGUGUCCCGAUUGCCCGAAGACCUUUAAAACACCCGGUACUUUGGCUAUGCACCGCAAGGUGCAUACUGGAGAAGCAGACCUAACGCCGAAAGAACGCCCCUACACAUGCUCAUAUUGCGGCAAGUCUUUUACACAAUCGAACACAUUAAAGCAGCACACGCGCAUACACACAGGUGAGAAACCCUUUAGAUGUGGCUAUUGUGGCAGGGCGUUCACAGUCAAGGACUACUUGAACAAACAUUUAACAACUCACACGGGUGAGAAACCUUUUCAAUGCAGCUACUGCGAAAAGGCGUUUAGUGUUAAAGAUUAUUUAACCAAACAUAUACGCACACACACCGGUGAAAAACCCUACACAUGCCCCUACUGUGAGAAACGAUUUACGCAACGUAGUGCACUUACCGUACACACCACCAAACUGCAUCCCCUCUAGGAAAGGCCUAAUGGCACAGAUCGUCGAAUUAGUGGAGGUGUGAGUGCAGUAGCACAAGCAAUCGAUGUUGGCGGAGAAGGAGGAGCAGGAGCAGGAGGUGGCGUAACAGAGGUAGGCGUUGUUAGUAAUAUUGAUGAUGAUGAAGACGAUGAUGAUGAUGACGAGGAUGAUGAUGUUAAUGAUAGACGACAAGUACGACAAUUCAUAAUGGCCAAUCAGACUAUGGAUAGUGAAACGCAAACAACUGUAUAAAACUAUUUAGAAAAAGAAGAAAGUAAAGAAUGUAAGGGAACAAAUUGUAAAAAAGAAAAGUCUUGGUUGGAGCAAAUAAUAGAAUAAUAUUGAUAAUAUUUUUUAAAGUUGUGUUUAUAAAGUAAAGGCAGGGAGAAAGAAGUUAUUGCUAAGAAAAGAAAAAAAGGAAGUAGUUUUAAUUAAAAAAAAACGCUUUUUUGUUAAUUAGUCGAACAUAAUUAAGAAACUAAAACACCCUGUAUGUUAAUUCUUAAACA